Molecule: messenger RNA, 1473 nt
Organism: Chelmon rostratus (copperband butterflyfish)
Lineage: Eukaryota; Metazoa; Chordata; Actinopteri; Chaetodontiformes; Chaetodontidae
Product: echinoderm microtubule-associated protein-like 1
Exons: 7
Coding region: 1-906 (301 amino acids)
Source: RefSeq, a predicted model, not a curated record
AUGGCAGCGGGCACAUUGGAGGAGGACAUGCACAUGGAGGAGCUGUUGGACCAGGGUCUGGGGAUGGAGGAGACGGCCCACGACCUGCUGAGGAGGCCUUUACUGAAGGAGAGCUACCACAGCGACUCACUGCUGGCGCCCGACACUGACUUCAUGACAGAUGACCGCAGCUCGGCAGCCAGUGGCCUGGACGUGGCCGACCGGCUGACUUAUCUGGAGCAGAGGAUGCAGAUGCAGGAGGAUGAAAUCCAGCUGCUGAAGAUGGCUCUGGCCGACGUCCUCAAGAGGCUCAACAUCUCAGAGGAACACCAAGCCGCUGCCGGUGGCAGGAGACCAUCGGGUGCCAAAGCCAGGCCAGUUUCUCUCGCUCUGCCCUCCAGACCGCCCAUGGUGACCUCCAGCGCUGCCUCCCUGAAGAAGAGCUCCACGCUGCCCUCCAGCGCCACAGCCAGGAACUACAGCCCAACACCUCCCCGCAGUGGCGUGAAGAGCCCACUGGGUAGCGUGAAGGACAGUCCAUGUAAGACGGCUAAAGCACGACCCACCUCUGCAGCCUCCACCUGUAGGAAACCUCAGGAAGGCAAGUCCAAGGAGGCUGCAGUGAGUGUAGGGACAAGGCGGGUGACACACUGCAAAGUGACUAUGCAGAUCUAUCUGAGCCCCCUCGCAAGAAAGACUGGGUCUUCUGAGACCGGCAAAUCUGUGGCGGCGGUGCCUGCCAACAGCGGGCCCACAGCCACACCUCAGGCGAAGGGGGGCAGCAAGCCGCAGGCGAGGAAAACAACCCCGUCCUUCACCUUAAACCUGCAGAAAACCACGACGAGCCAGAGCACUGCGGCGCAGGACACAUCCACCUACAAGAGCCCCAUCAAGUCGCCCAGCCAGUACUUUCAGAUUUGUUACUGAGACAGAUUUACUACCAGUGUUUCCCUGCCAUUGAGUGAAUCAAACCAAACCAACCACUUGAACAGAAACUGCACAGAGAAAGACAUUCAUCCAAAAAAAACAAGAAAUUGAUUAUAAAUGGGAAUGAGUGCACUUCUUAAACCACAGGGAUUUUCCUCUGCACGUCUUCCUGACUUGGUUGCAGUUGUGCAUGUACAACAUGAGCACAUUUUGAGUUUUAUAGCAAUGUUUUAUGCCAUGGUUAUUCAUUUCAAAGAUAGUGUGAAAGUUCAUUGUCAUUUUCAAGUUGUCAUAGGUCCAUUCCUCACCUGCUAGUACCUGCAUAUUGUUUCACUGAAUGCUUGUGUUUACUGUAAACGUUCUCUCUGUCACUCUAGAUGUCAAGUUUUGAGUUUGUAAGUGAGGAUGAGUGUCCGUAGGCGUUAUUGAGCUCAAACUGUGUUUGAUAUCAGUGAGUCUCUCUCACGCCUGUGUGCUGUGAUGUUUGUAGUUUAGUCAUUAAUGUUCCACUGUGAGCACAACUAAUACACAGGAUGUACCAGGAUAAGUGAAAAAGGCUCAUUCUAG